GGAAGCCCCCAGGAGUUAGAACAUCCGUACAUAUUUGUGAAUUGAUUCCCACCUCCACUUCAUUCUCGAUUUUACCCCACGUCUAUUACCUCGAUCCUCUCUCUCUCUCGCAGAGAUAAGCUCCUCACCAUGGCGCCCCGAAUUGCCAUCGUCUAUUACUCGAUGUACGGCCACAUCGAGAAACUCGCCCAAGCCGAGCUCAAGGGUAUCCAAUCCGCAGGCGGCACCGCCGACCUCUACCAAAUCAAAGAAACCCUCCCCGACGAGGUCCUAGCCAAGAUGCACGCACCGCCCAAAUCCACCGCCGUCCCCAUCCUCGAGAAACCGGAGCAGCUCCUCGACUACGACGCGGCGCUCUUCGGCAUCCCCACGCGCUACGGCAACUUCCCCGCGCAGUUCAAGGCCUUCUGGGACCGCACCGGCGGCAUCUGGGCGACCGGCGGGUUCUACGGCAAGUACGCGGGCCUCUUCGUCUCGACGGGCACGCUGGGCGGCGGCCAGGAGUCGACCGCCAUCGCCGCCAUGAGCACCCUCGCCCACCACGGGUUCCUGUACGUGCCGCUCGGCUACAAGACGGCCUUCCCGCUGCUGGCGAAUCUGGAGGAGAUCCAUGGCGGGUCCGCGUGGGGGGCGGGGACUUUUGCGGGCGCCGAUGGGUCCCGCCAGCCGACGGCGUUGGAGCUCCAGAUUGCCGAGACGCAGGGGAAGUCGUUCUACGAGCAUCUCUCCCGUGUGAAUUUCGCAUGACUACAUGAUAGUUCGGCUAAGGCGGAGGCCCCUGUGACUUCUGCGGGGCAGCAGGGGGAUUCGGCGAAGGCGACGCAGCCGGAGGGGAUUGUGCAGCAGGGGGGUAGUGGUGGUGGUGGGAGUGCUCAGGCAGCUCAGCCAGCAAAGAAAGAGGGUCCAUGCGGGCUACCCUCGAAAUGUACUAUGAUUUGAUCGCCUAAUUUUUCUGGUCUGGUCAUAGCUAAUAUGGAGAUGGUCUAUGGCUUGCGUGAG
Molecule: messenger RNA, 999 nt
Organism: Aspergillus fijiensis CBS 313.89
Lineage: Eukaryota; Fungi; Ascomycota; Eurotiomycetes; Eurotiales; Aspergillaceae
Product: flavoprotein WrbA
Exons: 4
Coding region: 130-747 (205 amino acids)
Molecular function (GO): FMN binding; NAD(P)H dehydrogenase (quinone) activity
Source: RefSeq, a predicted model, not a curated record